Carassius auratus (goldfish) is the source of this 2831-nucleotide messenger RNA. Its product is annotated as WSC domain-containing protein 1-like. The record is from RefSeq and is a predicted model, not a curated record. The coding region runs from base 568 to 2298 and encodes 576 amino acids. Lineage: Eukaryota; Metazoa; Chordata; Actinopteri; Cypriniformes; Cyprinidae. The transcript has 9 exons. Gene Ontology annotation, molecular function: sulfotransferase activity.
CACGGGUAGAGUUGUCCGACUUAAAAAAACAGCUGGGCUCUUACGUGGCCACACAGAGAAACGUGGGACUGCAAAGCAAAGGGGACACGGCAACGGGUUUAGAUAAGGAUUGUCGCGGUUAUAGUGGUUUCACAGUUAUGCAAAAUAACAAAAACGCAAGAGGAUUAGUGACACACAUCAAGUGGAGCAAAAUAGCAAAACAGUGAGAAAGCGAUAUACGGCUUGCCUCAGAGAUGAAAGAGAUGAUCAUGUUGACGAAGAGACGUUCAACCCAAGGAAAUCUCAAGCUCUGAAACACAUUUAUUAUGCUGCAAGAUUGUUAUUCUUCACUGACGAGGGGUAGUUGCUAAAGGUUCCCCCGAAGUCUUUGAGCCGUAAGAGCUACAAGUACUUCUGUAAUCAAGGGGAUGUAAAAGAGUUUUAAACAGAAUGUGAAUUGGGUAUCACUGGUCGAAUGUGCUAGAGAAUGAAGCACCUGGAAUUGGUCUCUGCCUUAUUUGUUGGAACAAUGGCAGCAUUAAAUCGUAGACUCAAGGUUUUUUUCCACUAAUCUGGAAGGAGGGCGACAUGGCAAAGCCCUUCUACAGGCUUCAGCGCUUCUUGCGACGGACUCAGCUGCUGUUUUUGUUCCUUGGUGUCGCAUAUAUUAUGGCUGGAAGUGUCCUUCUUCUGCAGAGACAUGGAUUUGUGGCGUCACAGCGUGGGACGAGCAGUUACUUUCCAUUGCCGUCUUUGCCAUCUCCUCCCAGGGCCCUGGAGGCACCUGCCCUUCGGACAAGUUAUGGAAUAAUGGGCGCUCGGGUCACCAGAAACGGGAUGGGAUACCAAAGCGUUUUAUCCGAAGACAACGCUGGACCACAGUGGCUGAUCUCACGAAACCAAGAGAUCCGAUAUCUGAGACGUCGCUGGUUCCACAGCCUCAUGUCCGAACAGGAAGCAUCCAGAGUGGAGAAAGUUCUUCCAAAAAGAAAAGUCCGACACAAAGGCACAUACAUCGGCUGCUUUCUGGAUGACGCCAAAGACCGGACGCUCAAAGGGAUGGUGUUUUAUGACUUCCGGAAAAUGACCAGCACCUUGUGUCAGGACACCUGCACGGAAAGCGGGUACCAGUUCGCUGGCCUUGAAUAUGGGUCCGAGUGUUACUGUGGCAACCGCAUCACAAGCACUCGGAUGAAAGAGGAGGAGUGUAACUUGGACUGCAAAGGCGAGAAGGGCGCCAUCUGUGGAGGUGUGUCCCGACUGUCCAUUUACAAGGUGGAGGAGGUUCUUCCUGGCCAACGGAGAUACAGGAACGUGCGUUACCGGGGCUGCUUCAGAAAACCUGACAACACAACAGCAGCUUCCCUGGCACAUGCCAUCCAGCCCAACCUCACCUCCCAGUGGUGCAUCGAGACCUGCACGGAUCAGGAGUUUCCUCUGGCUCUGGUCAGGACUCCUGACUGUUUCUGCGGCUAUGCCACUGCUCGCUUCACUCUUCAUGAGCCGGUGAAAGAGGAGCUCUGUGCUGUGGAAAACAGCAGUCUGCCUAUCCAGAGUUCCCAUCAGCACUUUCUCCAGGUUUAUCAGACACCUGUUCAAGAUUCCAGAUGCACAGAGAAGAAGUUCCUACCUGAGAAGUCAAGCUCACUUGUGGCUUUGUCCAGUUUUCCUGGUGCAGGAAACACCUGGGUCAGGCAUCUGAUCGAGCUUGCCACAGGCUUCUACACAGGCAGUUACUACUUUGACGGCACGCUCUACAAUAGAGGCUUCAAGGGUGAGAAAGAUUAUUGGAAGAGUGGAAGAACCAUCUGUGUGAAGACCCAUGAGAGCGGCCAGCGGGAUAUCGAGGUGUAUGACUCAGCAAUACUGUUGAUAAGAAACCCCUACCGCUCGCUCAUGGCUGAGUUCAACCGCAAGUGCGCCGGGCAUCUUGGUUACGCUUCUGAUCAACACUGGAAGAGCAAAGAGUGGCCAGAAUUUGUGGGUAGUUAUGCCUCGUGGUGGGCUUCGCACGUAUUGGACUGGCUGCGUUAUGGAAAGAACCUUCUGGUGGUGCAUUAUGAGGAGCUGCAGGAGUCACUGGUGCCCACGUUACGAUCCAUCACUUCCUUCCUCAAUACCAGUGUCAGCGAAGAUCGGCUCCUCUGUGCUGAGUGCAACAAGGAUGGCCACUUCAAGCGCUCAGGUGCACGACGGCCCAGCUUUGACCCCUUCACCCUAGAUAUGAAACGGCUGAUUGAUGGCUACAUCAGCACUGUGGACCAGGCCCUCAGAGCCAGCAACCAUUCUAGCUUGCCAAAGGAGUAUCUCCCUAGAUGAUAAGUCCAGAACUAGAGUACACGGCUGGUUGUCUCGCUCAAACUCCAGUGCUACAAACUAUGAUGUCUUGGAGCUAUUUUGAUAUGUUAUUUCCUCACAUUUUGAGGCAGAAAAUAGUGCCAUUAUGAUGCUGUUGUGCUUUGAGAUCGUCAUGUUUUAACGGCGGUCCGUGGACCAGUCUGCGAAAGGAAACAAAGUUCAACUUUGUUGCCAUACCAUGGUGGAUAAUUAUAAAGAUUAGGUUUGAUGACUGCAGACUUGAACUUGAGGCUCUAGUCAGAGGCUAAUAAGUUCUCCUUGCUCUUUUGGGAAGAAACCUGAGUGCUUAAUAACAUUAGUCAACUACAAGUCACAAAAAGCCUAAAUAAGCAACAGAUGUAACUGCUUAUGAACUAAUCUGACAUGUACUGUAGAUGAUAAUGAAAUGUCCACAUGACCACAAAAACAACAUCAUUUUAUUACUGUAUUGUGACAUUUUUGUUUUUUUUUACUUCUUAGAGAAAAAUUUGGACUGUUUACAAAGAUUUUUGAAA